GCCCGGAACGAGUGUCGGCGCCCGCGCUCUCGGCCGGACGGAGCUGCAGUUGCACCAUGGCGGCGGCCUCGCGAGUGUUCGCGUUCCGCGACGUGCGCUGGGCCCCCGACCCGGUGCUGGAGCCGGGCGCGGCUGUGCGGACGCCGCAGCCGGUGCCGCUGGUGAUCGACAACGGCUCCUUCCAGACGCGGGCGGGCUGGGCCUGCGCCGACCCCGCCGUCCCCGCCGAGCCGCUGCUGCGGUUCCGCUCGCUGGCGGCGCGCAACCGCGGGGCCCGCGGCGGGACCGGCGCCGAGACGCAGGUGGGAAACGACCUGGGGAGCCCCGAGCCCCUGCGCUGGCUGCUCCGCUCGCCCUUCGACCGCAACGUGCCCGUGCAGCUGGAGCUGCAGGAGCUGCUCCUCGACCACGUCUUCCAGCGCCUCGGCGUCAGCUCGCAGGGUUGCGUUGAUCAUCCAAUUGUUCUGACAGAAGCAGUAUGCAAUCCUCUCUAUUCGAGACAAAUGAUGUCAGAGCUGCUCUUCGAAUGUUACCAAGUGCCAAAAGUGUCCUAUGGCAUAGAUAGCUUGUACAGUUUUUACCACAACAGAAGUCAGAACUGGCCCUGCAGUGGUUUGGUGAUAUCUUCAGGUUACCAGUGUACCCACAUUUUGCCAGUGUUGGAAGGCAGACUGGAUGCUAAAAACUGCAAACGUAUCAAUCUGGGAGGGUGUCAAGCAGCUGUCUAUCUCCAACGCCUCCUUCAGCUGAAAUACCCAGGGCAUUUUGCUGCCAUCACUCUUAGUCGCAUGGAGGAAAUACUGCAUGAGCACAGCUAUGUUGCAGAGGACUAUAUAGAAGAGCUACGGAAGUGGCAGUCCCCAGAGUACUAUGAGAACAAUAUGCACAAGAUGCAGCUGCCUUUCUCUAACAAACUGCUGGGAAGCACUCUGACAUCGGAGGAAAAGCAGGAGAGGCGGCAGCAGCAGUUGCGUAGACUUCAAGAACUCAAUGCACGUCGUCGAGAGGAGAAGCUGCAACUUGACCAAGAGAGGCUGGACAGGUUACUGUAUGUACAGGAACUUUUAGAAGAUGGUCAGAUGGAUCAAUUCCACAAAGCUUUGGUGGAGCUGAACAUGGACUCUGCAGAAGAACUUCAGUCUUACAUCAACAAAUUGAGUCUGUCUGUUGAACAAACAAAGCAGAAAAUUCUACAGGCAGAAGUCAGUAUUGAAGUAGAUGUUGUGGACAGCAAGCCAGAGACUCCUGAUUUGGAUCCAUUAGGCAGUGAGCAGUCACUGGAGGAUGUGGAAAGUGUUAAUGAGUUUGAACCUUUAUUUGCUGAGGAACAGCCUGAAGUUGAGAAGCCUGUUGCUGCAGUGCAGCCCGUGUUUAACCUGGCAGAGUACCACCAGCUUUUCCUUGGCACUGAAAGAAUCAGGGCUCCAGAGAUUGUUUUCCAGCCUUCCCUGAUAGGAGAAGACCAGGCUGGUAUAGCAGAAACCAUGCAGUAUGUCCUUGAGAGGUAUCCAAGGGAGCAACAAGCUGUUCUUGUCCAGAAUGUUUUUCUCACUGGUGGAAAUACAAUGUACCCUGGACUGAAAGCUAGGGUCCAGAAGGAGCUCCUUGAGAUGAGACCAUUCCAGUCAUCUUUUCAGGUUCACCUUGCUUCCAAUCCUGUUUUAGAUGCCUGGUAUGGAGCUAGAGAUUGGGCAGUGGAAUAUAUGACUCACGAUGAAGGCUGGAUAACCAGAAAAGACUAUGAAGAAAAAGGGGGAGAAUACCUCAAGGAACACUGUGCUUCAAAUGUCUAUGUACCUAUUCGCCUUCCAAAGCAGGCCCCACGGACAACAGAGGCAUUAGCACCUAGCAGAGUGCUGACAUCCAGCACAGGCAAUGCCUGUGAGCAGGCCUAGCACCAUGCCUUGGUCACGGACCCUUGGAUAGAGAUAGCAGCACUGGGAAAGGAAGUUAACUGGUGUGCAGCAUCAGCUAGGCAUGAAGCACAGGCCUCAGCUGCUCAGAGAGCCCCAAGCAUCUCAUCCAGUCCCUUCAACAAGGAGGACGAGCCACACUGAGGUGUCAGCUGCAUGGUCCUGGCACUUGCAAUGCUCAGCACAGAGCAUAGGAGUACACACCAGCAAGGAGACACACCCCAGAAGUGCAUUCCAGAGAGAAACAUCACCUGAGAAACUUUCUCAGCAAGACCCAGGUUGGGUUUUUUUGAGAGUCUGUUUGACAGCUUUUUUUUAUUCAAUUAAAAUGUUCUGGUUUUAUACUGCUUUCAUGGAUGAUCCAGAAGCUGUGCUCAUCUCAAGCGGUCAGCCCAGCAGGCACCCUCUGCGCCUGGCCCAGCAGGUGUUUGUCAGGACAUGUAGUGCUGCUGGAGGCUGGUGGGGCUGAGCUCUGCCUUCCUUCCGAGGCCUCCUGCACUCCUGUCUGCUUUGAUUUCCUGCCUGCUACACGCUUUCUGCUAAACCACCACUGCAUCAGCAGUGAUUUCAGGUACUUCUGACUUAAAUUAAGUCAGUAAUAUUGAUGCCUUGGUUGAAGCUGUAGAGCUGGUCACAUGAAGCACUGUCCAGCUGUAAUGACAGGAUGUUCCAUGAGGUGUAGGCCAAGUGCAGUUAGUCAUUAAGUGGCUUUACAGAAGUGGUGGCUCAGCAAGGCAGUUCUUGACUGAUGGGACUUUUAGAUCAAAACUUGCAUUAGCAAUUAAGUAAGCUUUCUGCUUUACCGCUAACUUACGUGUUUCAGUGAUUUGACUUCUUUACAGACCCCAGUAAUAUGGAUGUAUUUGAUAGGUUGUACCUUGCAGAUUUGCAGCCAGGUGCCAGUCCUGCUGCACAACAUACUGGAGCUGAAAUUUGACUGAGGAUUCAUUUAUUGCACUGAACAACUUGCUUGCUUUCCCAGAAGAAUAAUCAGUGCCAAAUGGUGAGCUGAAA
Neopsephotus bourkii (Bourke's parrot) is the source of this 2927-nucleotide messenger RNA. It is a transcript of the gene ACTR5, whose product is annotated as actin related protein 5. The transcript has 9 exons. Lineage: Eukaryota; Metazoa; Chordata; Aves; Psittaciformes; Psittacidae. Gene Ontology annotation, cellular component: cytoplasm; Ino80 complex. The coding region runs from base 57 to 1895 and encodes 612 amino acids. The record is from RefSeq and is a predicted model, not a curated record. Gene Ontology annotation, biological process: regulation of DNA-templated transcription.